CGAGAGAAAACGACGAAGUCGACGCUACGUCAUCGACAUCACACCACCGGUCGCCGAUCGUUCCGAUCGUCUGCAAAAAUGCGAGUCGGCCGUCGUUCGUUUCGCCAAUAAUUGCAUCACCUCGCACGCAAAUCAGAGUAAAGUCACUUAACUGUCCCUAAAAAUCGCUCAUUGGAAGUCCGCGAGUCGAAAUGGACUCGUGGUAUGUCGCAGGAGCGAAUCUCAUCAGACAUCUUCAAGACGUCUGCGAAGGCUACGACAAUUUUUUCGCACUGGUCUCCGUCGUCGCCGAUCCAGCCAAAUACUACGUGUGGGCAUUUCCCGUCGCCUUUGCAUUGGACACGAACUUGGGUCUUCGUGUCCUCCUCGCAACCGCGUGCUCCGAAUGUCUGAACACCAAUUUAAAAUGGAUUCUCCGCGAGCACCGGCCUUUCUGGUGGGUGAAACUCUUCUCCAAGGACGGCAUCGAACUCCGACAGACGCACCAGUCCUGCGAAACCGGACCGGGUUCACCCUCCGGACACGUCAUGGUAUCCAUCGCCGUGCUGUACAUCGUCAUAGUGUACGCGCUGCGUAAACUGAAGGACCGCAAAUCUAAAGGGCGAUUCUGCGCCGCCGUUUGGCCAACGUACUUCGCGUUUAUGAUGACCGUUUGCGCUUCUAGAGCCUUCAUCGCAGCUCACUUCCCGCACCAAUGCCUCUUGGGAGCGGUCUGCGGCGUUGCCAAUGGAUACAUCUUCUCCAGGAUCGAAGUAGAGACGUGGUCUCCCAGACACUACCUGGCUUGCAGUGCCGUGGUGACAGCGACUACCCUGACGGUGUUCACACUGAUGAGCGCCAUCGGCCCGGACCCCAACGAAACGGUGAACUACGCCCUGCAGGCCUGCAACGACCCGAAGUACGUGACGGUCACGACGAACGCGUUGUACGGCGUCAUGCGGCAGAUCGCUUCUCCGCUGGGGCUGUGGUUCGCGCUGCGAAUGCCGGACUGCAAGUCCGUCCUGGAAGGGGCGAGCAAGAUGCCCUGGACAGGAAAGCUCCUCGCCGGCGGAGCGGGUCUGGCGGCUGGAAAAAUCCUCCUGUCCGUGCCGAUGCCGUCGAAGACCGUCGUGGUGUACGCCGCGGCCGUGAUGCAGUAUUUCUUCUUCACGUUCACGGUGGCCUACGGAAUUCCGUACUUCAUGAGCAGGUGGAGGGCGCGCGUCGAGAAGGCAAAAAGUUCGUAAAUCCUGGAAGAUGGGUGGAGAACCUGCAAAAUUUACGCGGAAAGAAAUUCGAGGUGCGCUAAUAAAGAGGUGGCGAAUGACUGGAAAGGUCUUUCGGUAACCGUGA
Messenger RNA from Ornithodoros turicata, 1332 nucleotides. Its product is annotated as glucose-6-phosphatase 3-like. NCBI's taxonomy places the organism in Eukaryota, Metazoa, Arthropoda, Arachnida, Ixodida, Argasidae. The coding region runs from base 192 to 1226 and encodes 344 amino acids. Gene Ontology annotation, biological process: gluconeogenesis; glucose 6-phosphate metabolic process. Gene Ontology annotation, molecular function: glucose-6-phosphatase activity. Gene Ontology annotation, cellular component: membrane. The transcript has a single exon. The record is from RefSeq and is a predicted model, not a curated record.